AUGUGGACCUCAUUUGGAUUCUAUUUAUAUACACAUUGUAUUCAGAUGUAUUCAGAGGCUCAUGGAUCUGUGAAACAAACGGUAUCCACGGGGAAGGCUCGGUUGCUCGGAGGAGAGUGUGACCAGAGAAAUCAAGCGGUGACUAGCUGGAAACAAUCUCGAAACCAAGCAUGGACACGAAUCAAAAUGUUCUUCCAUAGAAAUCAACAGUAUAUUCUGUUUGAUAGCCAUGGCCAAGAUGUUUGCCUCGGGCUAUUCUUCAAGUCCAAUAUGCAAGGUUGGAAUCUUUGCCUGCGGCUCAGCAAUGCAAACCUGGAUACUAAGAGUGCUCAGGGCUAG
Molecule: messenger RNA, 339 nt
Organism: Durusdinium trenchii
Lineage: Eukaryota; Dinophyceae; Suessiales; Symbiodiniaceae
Source: the annotation of a GenBank genome assembly